AUCUUCAAGAGAGGCUAGAGAGCAGUUCAGCUGCUGUGCACAGAUUUACACACAAAUGAAUCUCACUGUGAAAAACCACAGCAUUCCUCUCAGUGAUGGUAAUCAAAUUCCACUUCUGGGAUUGGGCACCUACGGAGACCCUCGCACGACACCGAAAGGCACUGCUCGUGAGUGUGUCAAGCUGGCCAUAGAUGUGGGUUAUCGGCACUUUGAUGGAGCGUUGGUGUAUUUCAAUGAGCAUGAAGUUGGCCAAGCCAUCAGAGAAAAGAUUGCCGACGGAACCGUCAGAAGAGAAGACAUCUUUUACUGUGGAAAGCUCUGGAAUACCUUCCAUCCACCCCAGCUAGUGAGACCAGCACUGGAGAGAACACUGAAAAACCUGAAACUGGACUAUGUGGAUCUUUACAUCGUGGAGCUUCCCAUGGCCUUUAAACCUGGAAAGGAGUUUUAUCCCAGAGAUAAGAACGGACAAUACAUUUAUCACCCCACAGACCUCUGUGCAACAUGGGAGGCCUUGGAGGCGUGCAAAGAUGCAGGGCUGGUUAAGUCUCUGGGAGUUUCCAACUUCAACCGCAGGCAGCUGGAGCUGCUGCUGACUAAACCAGGUCUCAAACACAAACCUGUUUCCAACCAGGUUGAAUGCCAUCCAUAUUUCACACAACCCAAACUCCUGGAGUUCUGCCGUCAGCAUGACAUUGUGGUUGUUGGUUACUGCCCACUUGGCUCCUCCAGGGAUUCUUCCUGGGUCAAUUUGAAGUCCCCCCCUCUGCUGGAAGAUGAGCUGCUGGUGAAUAUUGGUAAGAAGUAUAACAAAAGUACCGCUCAGGUGGCUCUACGCUUCAAUGUGCAAAGAGGAGUUGUGGUGAUUCCAAAGAGCUUCAACCCAGAGAGGAUCAAACACAACUUCCAGAUAUUUGACUUUGCUCUCACGGAGGAGGAAAUGAAAGCCAUUGAAGCACUCAACAAAAAUAUCCGCUUUGUGGAGCUGAAGAUGUGGAGUGACCAUCCAGAGUAUCCCUUCCAUGAUGAUUAUUAGUUUGAAUUUCUAACUAGAAAUAAAAGUUUCUCUAUUGAACGGAAAGGGUUGUUUCCCACAAUGAAUGAAAAGAACAACCAGAAAAGUUUUGAAUUAUGUGACGUAACAAAACGAGGAUUGUAAUAAUUUUGUUUUUAGAAUUUCCAAGAAUGAGUAAAAAUCACGCAACAGCAGCAAUGAUGAAUAUAAUUAAAAUGAGGUUAAAACAUUUUUUUUUCUGGUUUACAAGAAAGUGUCGAGUGUCGAGCUACGUUCACACUGCCCUCAGCAAAGCGCAUUCAAGUGACCACUUCCAAUGAAAAGCCUAUGGGUCGAUCUUUCGCAUUGAAAUCAUGUUCACUUGCAGUUACACAAGUUUCUAUAACCGUUUUUGGAUUCUAUGAGUGGCCAUUGAACACCUGUUAAACCAAAGUUAAACCAGGUUGAACUUUGACCAAUCAGGGAAUCGGAUUUGGUAGUGACAUAUGCAUGGAGUCUCUUUUAACUCACAGAAGUCUAAACCAUUCGAAAAUUGAUCAUGGAGGAGAAAUUAAGAAUUGCAUUUUGAUUAAUAGCACUGUGAAGAAAAGGGAGAUUUGCACCACUUUGAUAUUUUGCACCAAGCAGUGGAUGGUAGCUAGUAAACACUAGAAAAAGAAAAAGAGGAAGAAGCCCCUCCUUGCUUGUCCAGUGUGAACACAAUGAACUAAACAUAGCAUAUUCUGUAAAUUCCAGUCAUUUUGUGUAAAGUGUGUGGUUAUACAUUUAAAUUUGUGAGGCGGCUCGGUAACACUAAGGAGGACAGCGAAAUCUGUCGCUACCCAAUCUGUAACGGCUACCCGAUCGGCUCCAUCAUUCGCAAAUGCAACGCCACUUCCUCACCAACAUUGCGACAGUUAAGAAACGUGAAUUAGACUAGCUCCUGUAAUACACACAGUUUUAUAUUGUUUGUUGUCCCAACUUGUAAUUCAUUAAUAAAAAAUAAAAAAAUUAGCUUCCAGUAUUUAAAUGUAUGUUUUCCUUAAAAUUGGAGGGUUUACCAACUGAAUUACAGCACUGUACUUAAAAAAGCGUCGCCUAACUGCAACAUUGUAAAAUUUUAUGUUGUUGUCAUUACAGACAAUGAUGAUCUCAAUGAUGCAUUAUAAAAUGACAGCCUCAUGGUUUGAAGUCA
Oryzias latipes (Japanese medaka) is the source of this 2189-nucleotide messenger RNA. Its product is annotated as aldo-keto reductase family 1 member D1. Gene Ontology annotation, molecular function: Delta4-3-oxosteroid 5beta-reductase activity. Gene Ontology annotation, biological process: bile acid biosynthetic process. NCBI's taxonomy places the organism in Eukaryota, Metazoa, Chordata, Actinopteri, Beloniformes, Adrianichthyidae. The record is from RefSeq and is a predicted model, not a curated record.